AUGAAUAUGUUCAAGAUGGAUGUGUUAUCCUCAACACUUCAAUUUUCAACUUCACAUCUAAGCAGCACAACCACAAGCACAAUUGUUGCACUCUGCGUGUUCUUCGCACUCCUUUGCGCUUGCAUCAUCAUCGGCCAUCUUCUCGAAGAGACUCGUUGGGCCAACGAAUCCAUCACUGCCCUCCUUCUAGGUUUGUGUUCUGGACUUGUGGUGCUGCUGGUGACUAAGUUCCGUAGUAUCGAUAUUCUGACAUUCAGUGAAGACUUGUUCUUCAUUUACUUGCUUCCACCAAUCAUCUUCAAUGCAGGUUUCAAAAUCGAGAAGAAACUGUUCUUCAGGAAUUUCAAUUAUAUUCUUCUGUUUGGUGUUCUUGGCACAGUUAUUUCAUUCUGUCUCAUAUCUCUUGGUGCAUUUCUACUCAUUAAUAGGACUGGCAUAGCUAACCUGGACAUCAAAGAUAUCCUAGCCAUUGGUGCCAUAUUGUCAGCAACAGACUCAGUGUGUACAUUACAGGUUCUGAGUCAAGAAGAAACACCUUUGCUUUACGGCAUUGUAUUCGGCGAGGGAGUAGUAAAUGAUGCUAUGUCUAUUGUUCUUUUCAAUUCAGUCCAAUCACUAAAUUUCAGCACCAUCAAUGCUGUUACAGCUUUGGAAUUGUUGGGAACCUUUCUUUACCUCUUCUGCACUAGUACUGUCCUUGGCAUUGUAGUUGGACUUUUAAGUGCUUAUUUGAUUAAAACAUUUUACUUUGGAAGGCACUCUACUGAUCGCGAAGUUGCACUUAUGAUGUUGAUGGCAUAUUUUUCGUAUAUGAUAGCUGAGCUUUUGGAACUCAGUGGGAUUUUAACUAUCUUCGUCUGUGGCAUUGUUAUGUCACACUACACAUGGCACAAUGUUACAGAAAACUCGAGGAUAACAACAAAGCACUCCUUUGCAACCAUCUCAUUCAUUUCCGAAACCUUUAUAUUUCUAUAUGUUGGCAUGGAUGCUUUGGACAUUGACAAAUGGAAAACAAGCAUAGCCAGCGUAGGAACUUUAAUUGCUGUCAGUUCAACAUUCAUUGCAUUGGUUUUGAUUGGAAGAGCAUCUCUAGUGUUCCCUAUCGCAAACAUUGCGAAUUGCUUCAUGACAAGAGAGAAUACAAGAAUCGAGUUUCGAUCUCAGUUUGUAAUAUGGUGGGCCGGCCUAAUGAGAGGUGCAGUGACUAUUGCAUUGUCUUGCAACCAGUUUUUAAUCUCUGAGGUAACAUCGACGGAAGACUCUGCAUUAAUGAUCACCUCAACGAUAACCCUCGUCUUAUUCAGUACUAUGGUAUUUGGUUCCAUAACAAAACCUCUGAUCGAGGUUGUUCAGUUAAGGCAUUCAAGACAAACCGUUUCGGAUUCCAAUGAUUAUCAUGAUGAGCUGAGAUUACUAUUCCUUAACGGCGAUGAUUCCAUUAACGAAACCAUGGAUGAACCACUACAAAGACGAACUAGACUGAGUUUGAUGAUGCGAUAUCCUGCUACUACGGUUCACUACUAUUGGAGACAAUUUGAUUAUAAGUUCAUGAGACAUAUAUUUGGUGGCAGAGAUCUUGUUCCAGUUGUCCCUGGUACACCUCUGGGUGAAGAUUAG
Messenger RNA from Vicia faba (fava bean), 1617 nucleotides. Lineage: Eukaryota; Viridiplantae; Streptophyta; Magnoliopsida; Fabales; Fabaceae. The record is from the annotation of a GenBank genome assembly.